Molecule: messenger RNA, 1392 nt
Organism: Amphiprion ocellaris (clown anemonefish)
Lineage: Eukaryota; Metazoa; Chordata; Actinopteri; Pomacentridae
Gene: prtfdc1b
Product: phosphoribosyl transferase domain containing 1b
Exons: 9
Coding region: 114-791 (225 amino acids)
Biological process (GO): purine ribonucleoside salvage; IMP salvage; GMP salvage
Molecular function (GO): magnesium ion binding; hypoxanthine phosphoribosyltransferase activity
Source: RefSeq, a predicted model, not a curated record
ACAUUCCUGCUCUUGAUGCUCCUCCUCUCUCCACACGGAGCCAGAUCGCGGUGAAAGCUCGAUCUGCCACUUUUACCAAGACAAGAGCCUCUUUUGUGUCGGCGGGGAACAACAUGGCAGAAGUAGCCGUCCAUUCCGAGAGAAGAGGCGAAGGGAUUGUGAUUAGCGAUGACUGGCCAGGCUACAGUUUAGACCUCUUCAGCUACCCAGCUCACUACUCCGGAGACUUAGACUGUGUCAUCAUUCCGCAUGGCGUGAUUAUGGACAGGACAGAGCGUCUUGCUCGUAACAUCAUGGAUGAGCUGGGAGACCAUGACAUCGUGGUGCUGUGUGUGCUGAAGGGAGGCUACCAGUUCUGCGCCGACCUAGUGGACAGAAUCAAGGCUCUGAGCCGCAACUCCAACCGCACAAUCCCCAUGAGGGUCCACUUCAUCCGUCUCAAGAGUUACCUGAAUGACCAGUCGACAGAGGAUCUUCACAUACUUGGAGCAGAAGACCUGUCUUUUUUAGCUGGAAAGAAUGUACUGAUUGUGGAGGCUAUUGUUGGCACCGGAAAGACAAUGAAGACUCUCCUGAAGCACGUUGAAGCCUUCGGGCCCAAAAUGAUAAAAGUAGCAGGAUUGCUGGUGAAGAGAGUGCCACAUAGCUCAGCUUGUGUUCCUGACUAUGUCGGCUUUGAGAUACCCAAUCGUUUUGUGGUAGGAUAUGCCUUAGACUACAAUGAGUAUUUUAGAGACCUAAAUCACAUUUGUGUGAUCAGCGAAAGUGGGAAGCUGAAAUAUAAGAUUUAAAGAGAAGCCGGGAGAAGCUACUGUCACGCAGAUGUCAUCUCACAGCAAGCCCAGACAUUUCCCUUCAGUUACCGUUCUCUCACAGCUGCUAUCAUGACAUCUGAUCUCAAGCAUACCUGUUUUGUUAUAGCAUUCCUUCUUUCAAACAUGUGUCUAUUUUAACAGCACACACUGACAUUUAACUGCCAAUUGUUGCCGAGGAAGUAGAUAUUUUACUGUGUUUAAAGUUACACCUUCAUCCUCUGUGUUUACAAAACUGAUUCAUGUGAAAUAUGUGUAACUGUGAGUGUGAGUAACACAAAUGCCAUCUCAGCUGUACUGUUUCUUUUAUGCAAUGUAAAAGACUUGAUAAUCACGACAUGUAUGAACGUUUUUCAGGUCAGUGUGAGUGAUGAAAUGAAAGGGAGUUGUUUUCAUUUUGAAGUUAAUAAUUUUACAUUUCCUUCACCUGUAUAUUGACUUUUUUUGUUUUAGUAGGCAGUUCUGUUGUUACUUUUAAUCCUCAGGGGUAAACGUUUUCUUACUGUGAUUGAUGUAGGGUAUGUUUGUCAUUUUUCUCUUUUUAUUUUAUAGUUUAACAUACAAUAAAGAGUUUUUAACA